Silurus meridionalis is the source of this 1414-nucleotide messenger RNA. RefSeq lists its product as uncharacterized. The record is from RefSeq and is a predicted model, not a curated record. Bases 287 to 949 code for a protein of 220 amino acids. The transcript is spliced from 5 exons. Gene Ontology annotation, molecular function: sodium channel regulator activity. Gene Ontology annotation, cellular component: voltage-gated sodium channel complex. Gene Ontology annotation, biological process: sodium ion transport; regulation of heart rate by cardiac conduction; cardiac muscle cell action potential involved in contraction. Lineage: Eukaryota; Metazoa; Chordata; Actinopteri; Siluriformes; Siluridae.
UUCCAUCGAAGGUGGUGUCACAUGAACACACAUUCACAGGGGCUAAACUUAGCUCUGCUGAACACGAGGAAGACACAAGAAAACACACACACACACACACACACACACACACACACACACACACACUACACCGGAUUUAACUGGAGUGUUUCAAAAGUUUAACGGAGGGAAAAUCUGUGUUUAUAUCAUUUACUCUGAGGAAGACGAAGCCGAGGCCAAACAUCUAAAACGUCACAUCCUGAAGAUAUUUUCACUCAUGAUACGGUUUUAAAGCAAUUUUCUCACAAUGUCUCCAGAUAUCUCGUCUCUCUGGGCUCUUUGCCUCAUCCUGAUGUUGUCUGGAUGGUGCGAUGCCAGCUGUGCCGAGGUGGACUCCAUGACGGAGGCAGUGGUCGGGAAGGAGUUCCUGUUAGGAUGCAUCUCCUGUAAGAAGCGUGAGGAAGUCAGCGGUGCUGCGACGGUGGACUGGCAUUUUAAACCCGCCGGAGGAAACGAUUCCUUCCACAUCUUUCAUUAUGAAUACCCGAGAUCCACCAUCCUGCAUGAGGACUUCAACUCUCGUCUGGAGUGGAGAGGAACCAAAGGCACGGAGGAUCUCCAGAUUGGAGCCAUUGCCAACCUGAACGUCACGUUUGACGACGUCGGCACUUACACGUGCACGUUUGAGCGCACGCUUUUCCUACCACUCGGUGACGAACACGUGACCAUCAAGAAAACAGUGGAGCUCAUUGUCCUGGCAGAAGAGAAGCCUGAGUUGACCGCAGUGAUUUCAGAGAUCAUGAUGUACGUGACCAUCGUGGGGCUGCAGCUGUGGCUGAUCGCCGUGCUGGUCUACUGCUACAAAAAGAUCUCGGCUGAGAACGAGGCUCGCGAGGCCAGAAAAGCUCUCCGUGAAAAAAACAAACUUAUCGACUCGAAGGACACUUGUGAUGGCGUGCACUUGGAAUAGCCGCACUUCCUGUCAGUCUUAUUCAUUAGUAUUAUUAUUAUUAUUAUUAUUAUUAUUAUUAUUAUUAUUAUUAUUAUUAUUAUCUAGCGCUCCUGAUUUAGCCUCAGCCACUGACUACACAAUGAUGAUCAGUAACUUUCUAACUUCAUCCAUUUACUUCUCUGCUAAUUUGUAUUUUACCAAACCUAUUUAAAUUAGCAUAUUUUUCUGUCAUGCUAGUAUAUGUCUAUUUUCAUGCUAGUUUGUGAAGUUGUAUAUUUAAUGGUAUGAUCGUUUGUAACACUGUUACCUGUUCUGUUAGUUUGCAGGAUGAAUGUUAGCAUUUCACUGCUAUGCUAAUUUGAAAGUAACUCGGUUUACUAUUAUGUUAGUGUAUUUGCUAAGUAUUUGAACUUUAAUGCUAGUUUUCCUUUAUGCUAGUUUGCAAGUAAAGCUGUUUGCUCUUAUUAAAGUUUUUUUGUUAGC